GCGGAGCGGAAGCAGGCUACGACCCACUCGCUUCUCUUUGCUCCGUGGCAUUUUGUAACAGAAGCUGCUGCUGUCGCUGGUUUUACACCAAAACCAAGAGCUAGAAACACAGGCAGGCAUGGACAAACACGUGAUUAGAUGAUCAGUGCAUGGAUUUGCACCGGACCAAUGUAUAAAGACACCGAUGCAUUGGAGCCAAGAAACAAGACCUUCAUGCUAAAAUGACCCAAACAUCCUUCCAGAUCCCUAAGAUGAUGUGCACAAACAUGCUGUUAGUAAUGUGAGCAGAGGGGGAAGGGAAUGCAGACUUGCCAGCUAUAGCUUUUAUGAGAGCGUGAUGCCCAGGCGGGGGUUGCCACUCCAGGGUCGGGUCCGCUGGCUCUUCCUGGGCCUCUUCCUCCUGCUGGUGUUGCUACUGUUUGCCUACCUGCUGGAGUGCACUCCGCCAGCAGACGUCAGCCUGGUCCUGCCCGGCAUCGCAGGAGAGAACUACGGGAAGGAAUACUACCAGGCCCUGCUGCAGGAACAAGAGGAGCGCCACCUGAACCGUGCUGCCAGUCUCAAGCGUCAGAUUGCCCAGCUCAAGCAGGAGCUUCAGGAAAUGAGCGACAAGCUGAAGCUCCUGCAAGACAAGAAGGAGCCUCCAGGAGUGCAGGGUUUGGCUGAGAACAAAGACCAAGAGCCGGGAGAUUUGCUGGAGUACCUGCAUUCUCAGAUCGACAAGGCAGAGGUGAACACAGGAGCGCGUCUGCCAAGCGAGUACGCUCUGGUGCCUUUUGAGAGUUUCACCUCUUCUAAGGUGUACCAGCUGGAGAUGGGGCUGACGCGGCACCCAGAAGAGAAACCUGUCAGGAAGGACCGCAGGGACGAGCUGGUGGAGGUCAUUGAGGCAGCGCUGGAUAUCAUCAACAACCCUGAUGAGGAGGACGGAGUGGAGGAUGACAUGCCGAUGCAGCGGCAAACCUACACAGAGGGUCACUUUACGGAAGGACUGUACAGGACGGAGCGAGACAAAGGGACGCUUUAUGAGCUCUUCUUUGAAAAAGAGGAUUCAAGCAGCUUCCGCCACGUCACACUCUUCAGGCCUUUUGGUCCGUUGAUGAAAGUCAGGAGCACAUCUGUAGAAACAUCUGGAAUGAUUAUUAACAUCAUAGUGCCACUGGCGGGCAGAGUAGAAACUUUCUCACAGUUCUUACAAAACUUCAGGGAGGUGUGCAUACAGCAGGACAGACGAGUAUAUCUCACAGUCGUUUAUUUUGGCCAGGAAGGCCUGCAGGAAGUGAAGUCUUCUUUGGAAAAAAUGUCUAGGGAGGAAACAUUCUCCAAUUACACUCUGAUCCCAGUGGACGAGGAGUUUUCUCGGGGUCGAGGUUUGGACAUUGGAGCCCACGCAUGGAAGAAAGGAGACGUCCUAAUGUUUUUCUGCGACGUUGACAUCCAUUUUACACUGGAGUUCCUUAACACUUGUCGUCUCCAUGCCGCUCCGAACAAGAAAGUCUUCUAUCCAGUGGUGUUCAGUCUCUACAAUCCUGCCAUAGUCUAUGGAAAUUUGGAGCUGGCUCCACCCAUUGAACUCCAGCUGAUUCACAAAAAGGAUGCUGGAUUCUGGAGAGAUUUUGGAUUUGGAAUGACGUGUCAGUAUCGCUCAGAUUUUCUAAAUAUUGGUGGUUUCGAUCUUGAAGUCAAAGGCUGGGGUGUGGAAGACGUCCACUUGUACAGGAAGUAUCUUCGGAGCGACACGAUAGUGAUCCGGACACCAGUGUCGAGUCUGUUCCACAUGUGGCACGAGAAGCAGUGUGCAGACGAGCUGACGCCAGAGCAGUACCGCAUGUGCAUCCAAUCCAAAGCCAUGAACGAGGCCUCCCACUCCCACCUGGGCAUGCUGGUUUUCCGCGAGGAGAUCGAGGCUCACCUACGCAAACAGGCGUUCAAGACUCAGAGCAAAACAGGGGACUGAGCAAGUCUGUGUGCCCAAAAUCAUUCCUACAUAAUGACUGUGAGGUACUGAUAUUAUUAACGCACUACAGCAAAGACCAGUUUACACGGAUCCUUCUGCGUUUUACCGCACAGCUGUAGACAAAUGAAUGUACAAAAUGAGCAUUGAUCAAUGUGAAACGCAACAUGGUACACAUCUUUCUGAGAGCUACAGCCGUAAAUGAUCAAAUUAGUAAUAUUUAACUUACUGAAGGAAACACACAUGUACAAAACAGUUAUAUAUCUCUUGGAUUUACUUUGACAUUAUAUUUUACAUUCUGAAGUCAAUUCAAGAAGUAUGCGGUUAUAAUUUAGGAAACAAGCCUUUCAUGAAGCCAUCCUACCUGCUUUAAAAACAUCAACAUUUUUUUCCCACUGCUCAGUGUGACUUCAGCCAGAAGAUUUCAGAUGUUUCAGAUGAUUUCUGCAUUCCAAAAAGGGAUCAAACAUUGUUAAAGACAACACGCUGUUAGUGUUUUAACUGGAGUAUUUUUAAAUGAAACAAAAGACAGUUACAAAAAGAGAACGUCUUAUAAUUUAUUGACAAUAUGAACAUUAAGAAGUUGCACUUUCUCAUUAUGGAAGUUAAAAAUGUAAUUUCACUACACAAGAACCCAAAAGUAUCUACUGAUUCUCAACUUUGUUUUUAAAUCAAUUUACAAUCUUUCACUCAUUACAGUAUAUUGGCAGUUGUACAUGUAUGGAGCCAUAAUGUUUUGUUCGUAGUGUAUUUAUAGGUUCUUCCAGACUGGCAGUUUCUUUUAAAAAGGGACCUUUUUUGGCGUGUUUUAUGUGACAAUCAGUCACUGCCUUUGUUGAUGACCGCUUCCCAGUAAACUGUUUACCAGAGAAGCAUGUUGAUAAAAUAGUUGAAGAAGCAGAAGCAAAGAUCUGCUUAUAGCAUGCAGCGCUACGAUAUCAGGUCUACAUGGACCAGUAUUAUUAUCUAAAUAAUAAAUCUGUCAUCUAAGCCCAGAGAGAAUCACUCAGCACUACGAUUCCUGAUACUGGACUGAGAUUGAAUGUUACAGUCUCUUGUAAAUACUUUUCUAAUAUUCCUUUGUUUCAUACACGUGAUUUGAAUAUUUUUGUGCCUACAUGCUUAAAGUAAUAUGAGAUGUUGACAAGAUUGUUUUGAAAAUGUUUGAAGCUGCGUCCACGGCUUAGUUAAGUUUAUUCCAUCUCAUAAUGAGAGAGGAUGUUAGGUGUUACGUUAACGAGUACAGCCGUCAAAAGCUGACAUAGAGCCUACAAGAAGUGCUUUAUUUCUCUCACGAUGAAAGCAGGUUGUUCUUGCAUCUCAUCCUGUACUGUAAUUAUUUUUAACCAGUGUUUUUACAGCAUAUUUACGCUUUUUGUAGUCUUAAAGUCUCCUUACCCUGCAGGAGAAAUGUUAAAUCUCUUCCUUUCAGCAUUACACAACAAUUCAAACAGAAAAAACAUGUACAAGGUAAUGAUUUAUUUUAAAUUUUUGGCCAUGAAAUAAAACUUACAGAUGGUUGCAUUAA
Amphiprion ocellaris (clown anemonefish) is the source of this 3482-nucleotide messenger RNA. It is a transcript of the gene csgalnact2, whose product is annotated as chondroitin sulfate N-acetylgalactosaminyltransferase 2. Lineage: Eukaryota; Metazoa; Chordata; Actinopteri; Pomacentridae. The transcript is spliced from 8 exons. The coding region runs from base 338 to 1957 and encodes 539 amino acids. Gene Ontology annotation, molecular function: glucuronosyl-N-acetylgalactosaminyl-proteoglycan 4-beta-N-acetylgalactosaminyltransferase activity. Gene Ontology annotation, cellular component: Golgi cisterna membrane. The record is from RefSeq and is a predicted model, not a curated record.